This is a messenger RNA of Nannizzia gypsea CBS 118893, 2421 nucleotides long. RefSeq names its product armadillo repeat protein. Gene Ontology annotation, cellular component: GID complex. Lineage: Eukaryota; Fungi; Ascomycota; Eurotiomycetes; Onygenales; Arthrodermataceae. The record is from RefSeq and is a predicted model, not a curated record. Bases 1 to 2421 code for a protein of 806 amino acids. The transcript has 4 exons. Gene Ontology annotation, biological process: proteasome-mediated ubiquitin-dependent protein catabolic process. Gene Ontology annotation, molecular function: protein binding.
AUGACGAAAGUCGUUAGCCCGCAGCUCCUCGACGAUGUUCGCAACGCGGACUCAACCGCCGGCCGGAUUGCCGCCCUCCGCUCGCUCAAGAACGAUAUCAUCGGCCACAACCAGAAGAAGCAGGCCUGGACGGAGCUGGGUAUCCUUCCGCUCCUGUCCGAUGUCCUGAUGAGCCGCCGUGGCGUGGCCAGGAAGCCCGAGUUUCAUAGCCCGAAACAGAACCAGACAGAGGAGGAUGAGAUGUGCUUCCAGGCCAUCACCAUCAUCGGCAGUCUUGCUCUUGGUGGACCGGAAUACACUUCUCCGAUACUGGCUGGUGAGGCCAUUCCCGCGUUGCUCUCCAUACUAUCUACAUCUUCGUGUCCUCGAUCCCUCGCCCUCGCCGUCCUCCAAACACUCAACACCAUUGCGGACCAGCUUGCCUUGGUAUACCAAAAUGUAGAUAACCAGACACAGCCCAUGGGAGCCCUACUCUUCACCCGCAAAUACAUCCCUACCUUCCGUGGCAUUCUACAGCAACCAGGCAGCUCUCCCGGUGCCCAACCGUGCAUAGAGCUUGUAGCAGAUCUCAUCUCAAAGACAUGUUCUGGAGAGCAGCAGAAGAGCAUUCUGGCCGAGUGUGGCAUUCUCGAUGCAUUGGGCUUAAGACUGGCAACGUUCAUCGUUGCAGGGGGGUUUGUUCUUCCCGGAGCAGAGAACUCCUACUCCUCCACCAAAAAUAGUUACAUGAACUCCAGCCACCUGCGCGUUAAAGAGGAAGCUCCUGCUGUCCUAGCCUCCUUGAUCAUGGAGAGUCGCGAGCUGCAAAGAUAUGCCGUCGAUAGCGGUGCUAUCAAGAAACUUGCCCAGAUGCUGAAAGAGUCGUUUGGGCCGACCUCUGAAGCCGGCACUCCCAUGUGGAGCGCAACUAAGAGACCCGCCACUGUCCUAGUUCAGUCAACCGAGUCAGACGUGGCUUUGGGACCUCCGGGAUUUACUCGCCAGGCCCUCUCUAAGAUAAAAUACCGAGAAGCUAUUCUCAAAGCUCUAGCUGCGCUGGCCCUGGUUAAUGAUGAUUACAGAAAGGCGAUAUGUGACCAUGGUGUUGUUCAGCAUAUCAUUGAUUCGAUGAAGCCCUGGAAUCCUGAAACAACGGUUCUAGGAAACAAGACUUGCAUUACUGAAUUGGAAGGGAACACAACACCAGUUAUACUUGCAGCUUGUGCCGCAGCCAGAUCGUUGACUCGAUCGGUUAGCGUGCUUAGAACAAGCUUGAUCGAUGCUGGCAUUGCUACGCCAAUAUGUGCCUUGGUUAAAUCUAGUAAUAUCGAGAUACAGAUUGCGGCUACAUCUGUAAUGUGUAACUUGGCCCUUGACUUCAGUCCAAUGAAGGAGGCUCUGCUUGAGGCAAAUAUGGUACCGCUAUUGUGUGAAAACUCCCAUUCGUCUAACGCAAAUCUUAGAAUAGAAUCCCUCUGGUCUCUCAAACAUAUCUCCUAUAAUGUGCCGAACAAAAUGAAGAAAGAUAUAUUAGAGGCUCUUGGCAUCGAAUGGAUCAAGCAGGUUCUUUCCCACGACCCCAACGAUCCCCUUAAUGCCAGGAGGCGACAAGAGGAUAUUGCGAGCGAGUUACCAUCCUCAUUCAUAGAGAUGGGCACGUCGAAUUCAUUUGGCGAACAGGUGGAUAUUCUCAACCCAGUGAUAACCAGUGAUCAGGAAUCAGAGUCUCCUAUGAUGGACUUUGAUACCCGGAUUUCCGACGGUGCGAUACCCGCGAAAUCUCCCGUUGAUGCACUAUCUGCCGAAAACCUUCGCAAACGCAGAUUGGCUUUGAAUGGAGAUUUAGACCAGACCAAGAAGCUACGCCAAGAUGAUACGCUAGCACAGGAGGAGCUCUUUGAUCUGCUACGAAACAUCAUGUGUGGCCCAGGAGCGCCCGACAUGAUCGAUUAUCUCCUCCAGAAGUUCGGCCAAACGGACUUCCUAGAUAUCCUUGCAAGCAAACUCCGCACAAGACCUCUUCCCACCAGCAGUGCUUCUAUGGCUGCCUUCAAGGACAAGCCAACAGCCUCUUCACACCAAAAAUCAAUACUCCACCCUACCGAGAUAAUCCGCGCAGUGACUUACGUUCUUAUCCACAUUGCCGCCGGCGUCUCACGACAUCGCCACCUACUAGUCUUCCACCAAGACCUGCUCAAACUCACCAUGGCCCUGCUAAGCCACUCUAACUGGCAGAUUCGAGCCAAUUGCGUCUGGAUAGUGAUCAACCUUACGCUCGACGAUGAUAAGACCGACCGAGCUAGCCGGGUAGAGCGUGCCAUGAGGUUGAAGAGCCUAGGAGUUAUGGAACGCCUGAGUAGUUUGGAGAUCGACAGUGAAUCUGAUGUUAGAGAACGGACGAAAACGGCUUUGGAUUGGAUGAAGGCGCUCUUGGGUCAGUAA